Messenger RNA from Acanthoscelides obtectus, 1999 nucleotides. The record is from the annotation of a GenBank genome assembly. NCBI's taxonomy places the organism in Eukaryota, Metazoa, Arthropoda, Insecta, Coleoptera, Chrysomelidae.
AGCCGCGUCAGCCUGACAGUUGAGCAUAGAUAGCGAAAGUGAAUUAGAUUCUAAUUUCUGAUUUUUAAACUUAUAAAUAUGUACGUCGGUCAUUUUCAUUCACAAGUGUGCUGGUCGUCCUCGAGCUUUGGAAUACUUCCAUUUGUCCCAGUUUGUGAUACAAUUUUUCUUCUUUUUCCGUGCAUUCGUGGUUCCAGGUUCAAGGAAAAGUUGGGUUAUGUCAUUUACAUAACCUAAUAAAUAAUAAAAAUAAAAGCGUGCUACCAAAACACAUUUCCUUUCAAAAAGUUUACGCAUACCUUACAAUGAGUGUUUUUGAAAUUGUAGCUGGCACAUACGAAGAAUUUCUUCUGGGAUAUAUUUUUGAUAGUACCGACUUGAAGUUGACCCAGAGCUUUGCGACUCACAACCACACAAGCAGCGUUAGGUGUGUCGCUACAGCUGGUCAAUAUGUAGCUUCUGGUUCAGCAGAUGACCGUCUAAUGAUAUAUGACAUGAAAAAACGCAAAGAGCAUUGCAUGCUUACCCAUCACAAUGCCACAGUCAAUGCAGUGCAAUUCACUGCAAAUGGAAGCCAUAUUUUGUCUGGUAGCCAAGAUGGGGUGCUGUGUAUAUUGAAGACAGGCAACUGGAAGCUAGAAAAGGUUUGGGAUAAGGCACAUAAGGGCGAUGCCAUACAGGAUAUUGCAGUGCAUUCUUCAGGAAAACUAGCACUUACAUUAGGUCAAGACUAUGCUUUAAGAACAUGGAACUUGGUAAAGGGUCGUCAAGCUUAUGCAAUAAAUCUAACCACAAAAAGCAAAGAUUUUAGGAGUUUGGAAAAGAUAGCCUUUUGUGAUGAUGGGAUUAAAUUUUUGCUGUAUGGAGGGAGAUACACUGAAAUUUGGAGUAUUGAAACAGGUGGCAUAAUAAAAGCUGUAGAGCACCAAAGUAAAGUAAGCUUUUGUGUAUGGACUUCAAAUGAUUCAUUCUUGUCAGGCCAUGAGGAUGGAACAGUGAACACAGUAUAUGUUACUAAAAGUGAUGUUGAAUCUGUAAAGGCACAUAAUAGCAGAGUGAAAAGCAUAGUUAAACAUUCAGAUUAUGUGAUCACAGCAUCUAGCAAUGGAGAGAUUAAGGUUUGGACUCAGGAUUUAGAAGAGUUAGCAAAAACUAAUAGUGGGUGUAGAAUUACAUGUUUGUGUAUCCUUCCUGUGGUCGAGAUAAAAAAGGAGAAAGAAGAUAUCAGUGAAGAAGAACAGGAAGUAAUCAAUGUUUAUAAAGGAAGAAGUGAAGUUGUGAUUGAGAUGGAAGAUGAAGAGGGAAAUGUUAAAAAGAUGAAUAAGAAAAAGAAGAAGAAGAAGAAAAUACAAAAGAAUGACCAUGAGGAUGAAUCAAGAAUUGUUACAAAUGUGGAAUCAAUACUUGAAGGUACUGGUGAAGUUAAAAGGAAGAAGAAUAAAAAGAAAAAGAGAAACUUGGAAGACUCUGCAGAUAUAAAUGGGAGUACAAUUGAGAAUGGUGAUGUAGAAUCAGCAUGUGCAAUUCCAAGUAAAGUUACGAGCAAAAAGAAGAAAAAGAAGAAGUCUGAAGAUUUUGUGGAAAUAAGUGAAAGUAUAGUUGAGGAAGCAAUAUGUGAAGACAAGAGAAAAAAGAAAAAACAUAAGAGGUCAGGAGACUUUGAAAAUCAAAGUGAGAGCAUGGAUGGAGCAUCUAGUACCUUAGAAGAACUGACAAUUCAUUUGAAUGAUGCUAAAAAUAGAAAAAGGAAAAGUCAGGAGCCCAAUACAGAGUUAAAAGUAAGAAGUAAGAAAACAAGGCCUUCAAGUUUUACAAGUCACUCUCAAAUAAAUAGAGAUAAUUGUGUUAGGCCUAAAAAGAAGAAAAACAUGGGUAAUUAAAUAUAUGAUAUUUUACAAGAUUUUUUAUUUAAUGUUUCCACCCAAUUCCCAUUUCAUAUGUUGUACUACACAAUAUAAAUAUGAUAAAUGUAUAUUUCACAAUGUUUUGGAAGUUUGUG